This is a messenger RNA of Anoplophora glabripennis (Asian longhorned beetle), 618 nucleotides long. It is a transcript of the gene baf, whose product is annotated as barrier-to-autointegration factor. Gene Ontology annotation, molecular function: DNA binding. Bases 134 to 406 code for a protein of 90 amino acids. NCBI's taxonomy places the organism in Eukaryota, Metazoa, Arthropoda, Insecta, Coleoptera, Cerambycidae. The record is from RefSeq and is a predicted model, not a curated record. The transcript has 2 exons.
CUAUCCUUUGUUUUUCAUCAGUUCAUCACAUUCGUCAGCUUUUGACGCUUACUAAUUUUGUUCCUCAAUCUUGUAUAUGUAUAUCGUUCUAAAAGUGUUAAGAAGUAAUAACCAAAAAUAAAAAUAAUUAAAAAUGUCGAGUACCUCACAAAAGCACCGUAAUUUUGUAGCAGAACCCAUGGGCGAUAAGCCGGUAACGGAUCUAGCCGGAGUUGGUGGAGUUUUAGGAGAAAGAUUAGUAGCUGCAGGCUUCGAUAAGGCAUAUGUGGUGUUAGGUCAAUUUUUGGUGCUAAAGAAGAACCAAGAACUAUUUAAGGAAUGGAUGAAAGACACAUGUUCAGCAAAUUCUAAACAGUCUUCCGAUUGCUGGCAAUGCUUAAACGAUUGGUGUGAGGAAUUUUUGUAAUUAAUUACGAAACGAAUUAAUUUUAUAUUCCUCGUUAUUCAAAUUGUAGAAUUACUUUUAAUAUUUUUAUAUAAAAUAACCCUUAAAUUCACAAAAUGUAAAUAUAUAGAGCACUAAACUGUAAUAAUUACUAUCAAUGUUGCAAUGUGAUAGUGUAAAUAUAUUUUAAUUGUUCUGAAAUAUUAAUAAUAAACUUUUAAUUUUUAAGUACA